ACCCACGUGAGUACAUGCACAGAAAGACGUCGAUGAAGUGUGUGUGAGGCGUUGUUCAUUCAAGUGCGUUUUCACACUGCAACCACACCACACGCGCAUUGAAACAUGGCAAACCCCAGGGUUUACUUUGACAUCACUAUCGGUGGACAAGCAGCCGGCAGGAUUGAAAUGGAGCUUCGGGCUGAUGUGGUCCCAAAGACUACAGAAAAUUUCCGAGCUCUGUGCACCGGAGAGAAAGGAUUUGGCUACAAGAAGUCCAAGUUUCACCGAAUCAUCCCUGGUUUCAUGUGCCAGGGCGGGGACUUCACCAGGGGCAAUGGAACUGGAGGCAAAUCCAUCUAUGGGGAGAAGUUUGCUGAUGAGAACUUCAUGUUGAAGCACGGAGGGAAGGGCACGCUGUCCAUGGCGAACGCCGGGCCCAACACCAAUGGGUCCCAGUUCUUCAUCUGCACAGCUGACACUGAGUGGCUGGAUGGGAAGCACGUGGUGUUCGGCAGAGUUGUGGCAGGCGAAGAUGUUAUUGACAAAAUGGAGAAGCAAGGCACUGGAAACAGUGGCAAAACUAAACAAGAUGUUGUCAUUGCCGACUGUGGUCAACUAUAAAAGUGCAACAAAGCUCUGUUGGGUUUAUACUUACUCAACCACAUUCCUUGUGUAAUAAUUUGUACGUUCCAAACUGUCCUUAAGGACCACACUCACAAUCUGGAUAAAAUGAUGUGGAUGGUGUAAAUAAAGCAACAUGAAAGCUGACUUUGUACGUCUGCUCAUUCAGUAUCUGAUUCUUCCCUCGGUAACACCUGAUUUGUUGACAUGUUUUACCAGUAGAGGUCACUAACUCAACUCUGGAAAAAGGACUGUGGCUGUCAUGUCUGUUUUUGUACUGUGGUGGAAAAAGCGACAAGUGAAAGUCCAGCAUUAAAGAGUAUUGAUUGCACAGUAAA
Messenger RNA from Epinephelus lanceolatus (giant grouper), 941 nucleotides. Its product is annotated as peptidyl-prolyl cis-trans isomerase-like. Gene Ontology annotation, molecular function: peptidyl-prolyl cis-trans isomerase activity; cyclosporin A binding. Gene Ontology annotation, cellular component: cytoplasm. The record is from RefSeq and is a predicted model, not a curated record. NCBI's taxonomy places the organism in Eukaryota, Metazoa, Chordata, Actinopteri, Perciformes, Serranidae. Gene Ontology annotation, biological process: protein peptidyl-prolyl isomerization; protein folding.